AUGUCGGCCGGUUGGUUUUCUCAACCAUGCUCAGAGAUUGAGGAUAGGAUCUUUAGGUAUUGCCCAUGCUCAUUGGCAUUUCAACAAGAGAAAGAGAAGAAGAAGACCCAAGCAAAAGCUGACACCGCCGAGAAGGAAAAUCCUCCCGCCGACAUUAUUAAGAGAGAGAGCUCAGCCAAAUCUGCCAAUGCAAAUUCUGGGCGGGGCGAGAAAAGGCCCAACGCCCCCAUCCAAGCUUAA
Molecule: messenger RNA, 240 nt
Organism: Prunus armeniaca (apricot)
Lineage: Eukaryota; Viridiplantae; Streptophyta; Magnoliopsida; Rosales; Rosaceae
Source: the annotation of a GenBank genome assembly